AUCUCGAGAAUUUAGAAAUGUGAAUCGAGCGACGUCGCUAAAAAAAAUUGCUAGUUACUUAUGGCCCCGUCACACCAUGACGUUCUGGUCAGCGUUUGAGGAAACGUCGCCCACGGUCGCCGGGAUAGCGCCACAAGAGCGUUGUUUGAACGCUAGCGAAGGUCAAUGAUCGCUGGGAAUCGGCGGAGAACGCCGGUCCGGGGGGGAAAAAAAAGUUUUGAACGUGCACAAAAGUUCUCACCGAGAACAGCGUUCAUCAACGUUUAAUUUUAAACGCUGCGGAACGUUAGUGGAACGUUUUACUAACGUUCGCCGAGCGUUGCACGCGUUUGGCUAUCGUUAGUCAGUCGUUACUGUAGCGUUACUUGGUUUUUACAUAAUCGUUUGCUUUGCAGUGAACGUCUCACUGGCGACCUGUCAACGACCACCGAACAAUCCCGUAGCGCACUGAGCGUGUAACUAAAGUCAAACGAACGUCCUUUGGCGUCCAUUGAGCGUCAUUCGAGCGCUAGUUGCUGAAGUCCGCACCCCCACCUUUUUUUUCGUCUAGGCGGCAUGAUGCUGACUGUUCAAACUCACGAGAACAACUGAAGCGACGAUGAACUUUUCAAGGUUUUCGUUCCCGUUUCACUGUAAAAAUGACACGCCAGCAAAACGCUAUUCUGUCGUUAUUCACCCGUUUAGUCACACGCUCGACACGCUCGUCUAACGUUGACAAAUCGCUCGUCGCGCGCCAGUGACACGUUAGCACACGCUAAUGGUUUUUAGGGGUAUCUUAUUUGGUCGCUGCUACACGCUUCUCCUGCGUUAGACGCACGUUAAUCACACACCAGACGUGUCAUCCUCAUUUGAGAACGCUGAAAAAUAGAACGAUUGAAAUGUUCAGAGAACAUUGACCAGAACAUCAUGGUGUGACGGAGCCUUUAGCGACAACUGAGUUAUAUAAGUUUUUAGCGAUUAUUACAAGGCCCAGGCCCGAUACCUGAUAGCUGGCUCACUAGCUUGUGGCUCGCGCCUCACGUCACAUCAUGGAAAGCCCAACAACAGCCAAGUGGGGUGUAUAGAGCUCGUGCGCCUACUUCAUAAAAUCACGUGACUUUUGUUUACGUCGCCAUAUUGCCGGUCUAGCAAAGCAUUUUUAAAUGCAAAGUCGGUUGGAGAGGACACGAAAAUACGACGCCCAGAGUCUUGUCCGAUACCGUUAGACAUUUAGAAGGUAAAAAUAAACAAAGGUACGUGGAAAAUUUAAAUAAAGCAUAGAGGACCCGUAUUUAAUGCCAAAGUCGAUGUUUUUGGCGAUAAGAAAUUGGAGUGCUAAUUCUCUUCUGCUUGUCUUGGAAACUGGAUCUACGCGCGGAUAUGGCCUGUCUGAUGAAAAACCUGCCAAUGGUACCUUCCCACGCCUAUCGACAGAAAAUAUUAAGCUCCUGGGACCGGUUGUUCUCUCGUUGAAAGAAGAAGAAGAAGACAAGUGAUUAGUAUUCGUCAUCAUCCCGAAAUAAGAAUGGUUGACUACAAGGUAACCGUCCACACCGGUAGGCGUCUCAAGGCCGCCACGUUGAACAACGUGCGCAUUAAGCUGGUGGGAACGGAUGGCGAGAGUGAGCGCACGGAGCUGAAGUCUUUGGUCAUCUUAAGAGGAUCAGUGUGUAAUUACACGGUAUCCUGUCCAAAAUCUCUCGGGGAGUUGGUCCUGAUAGAACUAGACAAAAAACAUGUCUUGCCUUUGCCCGACGACGCUUGGUUCCCUGACAAGGUGGAAAUCAAAUCCCCCGAGCGAGACGUUUACACCUUUCCCAUCUACUCCUGGAUCAGUGACCGGAAGGUUCACCGCUACAGAGAGGGCAAAGCUCUGAGGAUCUUUGAUGACACCAACCCUCUUGGUCAAUCUGCGAGGGAGCAGGAGCUGAUCCAGCGAAGCAAAGACUACGAAUGGGAUUUCUAUCAUCCAGGUUUGCCCUACACCAUAAAGUCAGAUGAUCCUUUCAGCUUGCCGGAUGAGGUCAAGUUCUCCUUCACCAAGGCUGCACAGUUUAUAUUUACAGGAGCUAUAGGUUUGGCUGAGCUCAAGCUAAAAGGGUUGGUUGACAACAAGGAAAACUGGGAAAAUCUUGACGACAUCAAUCGUGUUUUCCUUAACAAAGAUACUCCCUUAUCAGAUUACGUCCAGGAGCACUGGACGGAAGAUGGAUUAUUUGCGUCCCAGUUUCUAAAUGGAGUCAAUCCCACCUUGAUUCGACGUUGCAAAACUCUACCCCAAAAUUUCCCUGUGACUGAUGACAUGGUCUCCAUUCCGAAUGGAUCAAGCUUGUCGAAGGAGUUGGAGAAAGGCAACAUAUACCUGUGCGACUACAAGAACCUGGACGGCAUGCCGGCCAACACCAUUGAAGGGAUACAGCAGUACUUGAUGGCGCCCCUUGUCUUGCUUCAUAAAAGACCCGACGACAAGCUGAUGCCGAUUGCCAUUCAGCUGAAGCAGAAUCCGGCUGACGACAACCCCAUCUUUCUCCCAACUGACUCUGCAUAUGACUGGCUGAUAGCUAAGAUUUUUGUCAGAAGUGCCGAUUUUUCAGAGCACCAGCUCAAUGCGCACUUACUGCGCACUCACCUGCUGGCUGAGGUUUUUGCCGUCUCACUGCUGCGCAACCUGCCCAUGGUGCAUCCCCUGUACAAGCUCCUCAUACCCCACACUCGCUACACUCUGCAGAUCAAUGAAUUAGCUCGGAAAGACUUGAUAGGACCAACUGGAGUCUUCACCGAGUUUGCAGCUUCUGGUGGAGAGGCUUUGACGAUGAUCUUGGCGAGAUCGCUGUCCUCAAUCACCUUCAGGUCCCUUUGCAUCGCUGAUGACAUUGUCGAUCGCGACUUGCAGGAUGUCCCCAACUUCUACUACAGAGAUGAUGGACUCCAACUUUGGAACAUUAUGUUUAAAUAUGUGCAGGGAGUAAUACAGUACUACUACAAGAGCGAUGAUGAGAUCCAGCGAGACUCAGAACUGCAGACUUGGAUUAAGGACAUUUUUGAACGCGGAUUCCUUUCCCAGACACAAACAGGAAUCCCUCAGAGUUUCACCACUGUGCCUGACCUGGUCAAGUUUGUCACCAUGGUGAUGUUUACUUGUUCAUGCCAACAUGGAGCUGUAAACAACGGACAGUACGACUACGGUGGCUGGAUGCCCAACACCCCGGCAACCCUGCAGCGUCCUCCGCCAACAGAAAAGGGGACAACAAGCGAGGCCACUAUGCUGGAGACUUUGCCCCCUAUCAAUGUGACAGCUCAGGGAAUGGCCACAACCUGGCUGCUCAGCAAGGAGUCAUCAGACUUUGUCCCUCUCGGAGACUACCCGGAAGACCAUUACACUGAAGAGACUCCCCGCCAAUUGCAAAAGGAUUUUAAAGCCAAGGUUGACAUGUUAUCGAUCGCGAUCGGCAACAGAAACCAAGGUCUGGAAAUCCCGUACACUUAUCUCGAUCCAAAGAAGGUCGAGAACAGUGUGGCCAUCUAAACAAUCAAAAAGGAAGAAGCCGUGAAUCACAAAUGUUUGUUUUCAGUGUAUACAGUAUUGAUUGUUUGUGUUAUUAGACAUAUUUGUUUUAAAAAGGGGAACCUUCACAGUUUGACUUUCAAGUUUUACAAUUUUAUCCAAUUUCCCCGGCAAACUCAGAAAAACUGACUUGAUGAAUUCCUGGCCAUAAGUCCUUGCCAACAUAAAACCUGUAUUAACUGUACAGGCACCGUUUUGUGUAACGUUACAAGAGUGAUAAUGAGCACACAAGUAUAGAGAGAUGAUAAUGAAACAAAAUGAAAGCAUUUUCGUGUUUGGUGUUUAGUGAUUUGCUGUGGCGUCAUUUAAAGUUUGUUCGAGGCCUAUUCAUGCAGAAAUGUUUUCACUUCAAACUGCCUUUGACACGUGUCGCCUUUUUGCCAAUGUGGAUAAGAUGCUCAACACGAGAGUCAGGAAUAGACGGAUACCCAUUGUGACCGGCGGGGUGGAAAAGGUGAAAGUGUCUUAAUGAAAUAUAUUUUACUUACAUUCUGCUCUGCGCUAACGUGACGAUGGAACAGGCUAAGGGAGAGCCAAGUGUGCAAACCUCACUUAUACUAUUUACGCAUGAUGUGCAAAUAAAAGUU
Messenger RNA from Syngnathoides biaculeatus (alligator pipefish), 4131 nucleotides. Its product is annotated as polyunsaturated fatty acid lipoxygenase ALOX15B-like. The record is from RefSeq and is a predicted model, not a curated record. Lineage: Eukaryota; Metazoa; Chordata; Actinopteri; Syngnathiformes; Syngnathidae. Gene Ontology annotation, biological process: linoleic acid metabolic process; lipid oxidation. Gene Ontology annotation, molecular function: iron ion binding; protein binding; oxidoreductase activity, acting on single donors with incorporation of molecular oxygen, incorporation of two atoms of oxygen. The transcript is spliced from 15 exons. The coding region runs from base 1505 to 3505 and encodes 666 amino acids.